AUGCAACAAACAAUUAAUAUUGCAAUUAAUGGAUAUAAUUAUUCAAAAGAACCAAUUAAUAAUCAAAUUAUAUUUCUUAAAGAUUUAAAAAAUAAAUUAAACAAACAACAAUUUUUAAUUGAAAUCAAUUUAAUCGAACAACUUAAUGAUGAAGAUUAUUUAUAUUCUGGGAAAAAAGUAUCUGAAUUGGCAAAAAAUAACAAACUACGCAAAGAAAUUAAUCUAAUUACUCAAGAAAUUACUAAAGAAAAGGGAUAUAUUGUGGUUGGACGUGAUACUACAUUUAAUAUUCUUCCAGAUGCUGAUAUCAAGAUUUUUUUAUCAGCAAAUUUUGAAACACGAGUCAAUUGUAGGGCACAGCAACUUUGUUUAACAGAAUUUACAAAUAUUUUUGUAGAUAUUUUAAAUCGUGAUGCCACAUCUGCUCCAUUGGUUAACGAAGCAAGAAAGGAUAAAUGUUUAGAAUUUUUAAAUUCAUUGUUAGAUUAUUCUAAUUAUAUUGUAAAUAAAUUUAAAGAACUUAAAAAAAGAUUACCAAAAAAUAGAAGCCAUCCUUAUUAUAUUAAAUCUAAAACAUUUAGAGAUAAAGUUUUAAAUAGUUCUAAACAAGGUUCUGUUAUAAAGGUUCAACAAAUAGAAAAGGCAAUUCAAGAUCUUGAAGAGGAGUUUGAGUGUGAUACUAAAAAAAGUGAAAAUGAACAAGAUUUUGAUAAUAAUUCUUUAAAAGAAUCAUCAGGUCUAAUUUUAUCACAAGAUAAUGAUUUUGUAGUUUGUGAUAAGUUAGAAUUCAAAUAUAUAACUAAACAAAAUGGUAUUAUUGAUUUUAAUAAAUUAUCAUUUAGUGAUGAAGAUUUAAAAAUGGAUAAUUCUUCUUCAGAUAAUAGCAAUAAAUUUUGUAAUUAUAUUUAUUUAUAUAAAAAUGCAAAAAAUAAUUUUACUCAACUUCAGACAUUUAAUUCAACAUAUUAUACUUAUUUAAAUAUACUUAAUGAAAUUUAUAAGCAUGGAUUUAUGAAUAAACCUUCUAGUAUUAAAGAUAAAAUUAAUAAUCAAAUUGAGAUUAAUAAUAAUUUAAUGAUACAAAACAAAUUAAUUAUUAAUAAACAUGAACAAAAUAUUAGAGAAUUUGCAUUAAAUUUACUUCUUAAUCAAGAUAAACAAAUAGCAUUAAAUAGAAGAAAUAAUCCAACAAAAGAUUUUCAUAAAUAUAUUCAAUCAAUCUGUGGUAGAAAAGAAAAAGAAUCAUUUGUUGAUGGUAGGAAAGAAAAAGAAUCAUUUGAACAAUAUGCUAUUCGUGAAACAAUUGAGAAAGCAAAUAUUGAACCUAGAGAAAUUUAUUAUAUUUGUACUCAUGAAGGAUUUCGUAAAUUUUUUGAUGGUGUUGAAUGUUUAUUUAGAACAGCAAUUUAUUUUACAAUACUUGAUGAUGAUCAAAUACCCGAACAAACUAAACCAGAUAAACAUGAUCCAUGGGUAUUUUAUGAUCUUAAAGAAUUACAUAAACUUAAAUUAAUAGAUUUCAUAGCUAUUAAUCUUAAUCAAAUUUUAACUGCUAUAAAUAAGAAAUUUAAAGCUAAACAAAUUAGUUCUAAUCAUAAAAAAAGAAAAGUUGAUGAAGCUAUUGUAGAAAAUUUUGUAAAUGGUGUUGUAGAUUCUGUAGCUAGUACACUUUCAUCUGAACCAGAAAUAAAAGGGAAAUUUUAG
Messenger RNA from Dentiscutata erythropus, 1704 nucleotides. The record is from the annotation of a GenBank genome assembly. Lineage: Eukaryota; Fungi; Glomeromycota; Glomeromycetes; Diversisporales; Gigasporaceae.